Molecule: messenger RNA, 775 nt
Organism: Mangifera indica (mango)
Lineage: Eukaryota; Viridiplantae; Streptophyta; Magnoliopsida; Sapindales; Anacardiaceae
Product: ethylene-responsive transcription factor ERF088-like
Biological process (GO): regulation of DNA-templated transcription
Molecular function (GO): DNA binding; DNA-binding transcription factor activity
Source: RefSeq, a predicted model, not a curated record
AAACAGGUAGCAAUAAUAUAUGACUGAUUUCAUUAUUUUUCGCACUAUGCUCUCCCUAAUUUAAGGGACAUAUCCAAAUCAAAAGAGCCAUUACACAAACAUAAUCUAAUACUUAAUUCUAUCCUCUUUACCUGCACCACUUGACUAAAUACUAUAUUUAAUCCCUAAUUUAAUAAACAUUGCCUUUGCCCACUUGUAUAUAUAAACUCAAACUCCUUUCUUUUAGUUCCUCAGCCACUUUCAAGUCCUCAAGACUUGAAGGUUUUGUAAUGGAAAACUUCCUUCCAUUGCUCUACAGGAACCCUAAGAGAACUUCGAGACAGUCAAGCCGAUACCUUGGAGUGCGGCGGAGGCCGUGGGGGAGAUAUGCUACUGAGAUCAGAAACCGUUAUAUGAAAGAGAGGCACUGGCUUGGUACAUUUGACACUGCUGAAGAAGCUGCAAUAGCUUAUGAUAUUUCUUCCAUCUCUUUUAGUAGCAUAGAGAAUGCUUGGACAAACUUUUACUACCGUUUAUCGUUUCCGACACCCCCUCCACCACCACGUCCAACACCAGCAUUGAAAGAGGGUGAUCAAUUUUGUAUGGAGAGCGUGAGUCCAAUGGAGAAUGAUGAUGAAUCUCUUGUUAUUGCUUCUAUCUUGCAGAGUUUUUGCCAGUCUGCCAGCAAUUCCUUCUGUCCCUAAACAGCAAUUAUUAAUUAAUAUAUGCUCUUUAAUCUAUUAAAGCUUUGUUAACAUCUAAUUAACACUAUCAGCAUAGCACUUCUUUGUCCUUU